Messenger RNA from Homarus americanus (American lobster), 813 nucleotides. Its product is annotated as mucin-6-like. The record is from RefSeq and is a predicted model, not a curated record. The coding region runs from base 1 to 813 and encodes 270 amino acids. The transcript is spliced from 2 exons. Lineage: Eukaryota; Metazoa; Arthropoda; Malacostraca; Decapoda; Nephropidae.
AUGAGCCAGACAGAGCCACCUCCAGUACCCACCAGCAGCCAGAGCCACACUCAUUGCCCACCUGCAGCCAGACAGGCCACCUCAGUGACCACCAGCAGCCAGACAGAGCCACACUCCAGUACCCACCAGCAGCCAGAGCCACUCCAGUACCCACACAGCCAGACAGGCCACACUCCAGUACCCACCAGCAGCCAGACAGGCCACACUCCAGUACCCACCAGCAGCCAGACAGGCCACACUCGAGUACCCACCAGCAGCCCAGGCCACACUCAGUACCCACCAGCAACCAGACGAGCCACACUCGGUACCCACCUGCAGCCAGACAGAGCCACCUCAGUACCCACCAGCAGCCAGACGAGCCACCUCCGGUACCACAGCAGCCAGACGAGCCACACUCAGUACCCACCUGCAGCCAGACAGGCCACACUCCAGUACCCACCAGCAGCCAGACAGGCCACCUCAGUACCCACCAGCACAACCAGACGAGGCCACACUCAUGCCCACCAGCAGCCAGACAGGCCACACUGGUACCCACCUGCAGCCAGACAGGCCACACUCAGUACCCCACCAGCAGCCAGACGAGCCACACUCCAGUACCCACCAGCAGCCCUGACGAAGGACAAUAAUUUACGCCCUAAUCUGAAAUUGUUGUCCCCAUACACUAAACCUCGUUACCACACCCCCAACAACACCACGACACCCACACCUCCAUUGUUGCUGUCCCGUGACCCCGAGAGCCUCGACUACAGCUGCUAUUACUUGUUAAUGACCUUUGAACUGUCUCACCUUCAUUUAGUAUCAACACACGUAUAG